Messenger RNA from Paramuricea clavata, 9996 nucleotides. The record is from the annotation of a GenBank genome assembly. NCBI's taxonomy places the organism in Eukaryota, Metazoa, Cnidaria, Anthozoa, Malacalcyonacea, Plexauridae.
UUUUUAGUGAACUCACUGUUGUGUUAAUUUCAAAAGUGUUUCUGAAAAAAAAUAACCAUGGGAUGGAAUAAAAAAUCAAACCUGGCUCAAUAUGGUCAGGGGAAUUGGGACAAUUUUGUGAAAAAAACUCGCAACACCACCUCUGAAGAAGCAAUGCGUAUUGCCUUCGCCAAUCCAGAGAUCACAUUCUUUUUCUUUUGCCGGGAAACCAUUAUUCUUGAUCGUCCUCCUGCUUCACAAUAUGGUCCCUUUGAAGCAGGAGACGCGGUGUUCUUUAAAGGAGAACCGUGGUAUGGUAAUGCUCCGCAAUGUGAUUCAUAUGAGAAAACACCCAUCUCAACUGUCUAUAUAAACCCACUAAAUAAUCAGCAAUUUCAAGAUAUCACUACCUACGUAUUGAGGGAUGGCACUCCUGCAAUUGAUGUUGUCUGUAUAUUUGCCGCAAAUUAUGCCACUAAUACCAUCCCGAUGCUGCGCGCCAACAAUAACUAUCCGCCCACGAAGAAUCCAUUUAAUGCCAAUAUUCAGGACGUUUUGUUAUCUGGAUUAGUGAAAACUCUGCAGAACAAAGGUAUUAUAUUAUGGUAUGAACUAUAAUGUUUGGGUUAUGGUUCGGUAACCUCGAUCGUUCGGUUAGGCUUAGAUUUCAACCUUCAGUAUACAGCAUAGUAAAGUGAAUACCCGCAAUUGGCUUAAAAUUUCUUCAUUACACAAAAUUGUUCUUCGGAAACAACUUGUAUAAGCGCUGAAGGAAAUUUUAUAUUAUCAUGACUAUUAUUCUCAAUUAACCAAUCAUGCAAUUUUAUCCCUAAGCGUAAAAAAGACUCGAAUGACAAAAAGCCUACGUACAAGUUACCUAUUGACCAAUACCGUUACCCUUAGCCAUAUAUUUGCAUUCAUUCGAUCCGUUCUGACAGUACAUUUCUCAUCUUUGAUUUAUUCUCCCAUAACACCGUUUUAAUUUGUAUUUCCCUCGCAACCUUGUCAGGUUCCUUUUCGCCGAAUAAUAUCCUCUUAAUAUUAUCAGAAUAAUAUCCGAAUAAUUUCGCUCUAAUAUCCUCUUUUAGCUUCUUUAUCCCUCCUUCCAUUCAUUCAUUCAUUCAUUCAUUCAUUCAUUCAUUCAUUCAUUCGAUCACCGUUGAUGUUACUCGUACAUCAAACCCUUCUCUCUCUCUUAUCCCAUAACCCGUCUGCUGGUACUUUUGUAUCGUUUCCGAUAGUUUAUCCGUCUUGUCAAUUUCAUUCGGACACGCCAUAUCAAUGGUGAACAUCCUUUUAUUUUCUUGAUCGUCCAAAGUGAAAAAAAAGGAAGGUGCAGCUUCUUGCAACGCACAUCAUCCGCACUCGGUGUUCCCAAUCCCAGCAGAAGUUCUUGCUAUCCCUUUUUACUACUUUCCCUUUCUCCUAUUUUUCGUUCUAUCAUUUCAUGUUUUGAGGAAGGUGUUCUCAUAGUCCAAUUGUAGAAAGAUUAACCGUGUCUUCUCCUUCCUCCUUCCUUCCAAGAUAUAUACAGUCUGUCAACGUUAUUCCUCGGAUGUAAUUCAUACAUUGUGAAUCGUUUUCUUGUCCUUCUAACCAGUUCUUCCAAUCCUUAAUGAGGAUAUUGGGCAGGGGUCGGUUGUAUAAAACGUAGUUAGCGCUAAUUGCAGUUAAAAAGUAGUUAAAGAAGUAGUUAACUUUAAUCACGUAGUUAAGCCGGUUGUAUAAAAGUGUAGUUAGCCUUAACUGAAAUUAAAAAGUAGUUAAAGUUAACUAUGCUGUAGGAUAUAGUUAACUAUCCAAAGCGUAGUUUAAAAUGGCGCUUGUAUAGGAGUAAACAACAUUUUUCUGUAAAACAACAAUGAAAAGCAACGCUUACCUUGGAUUUUCAAUCGCCAUCUUCCCUGUGUAUGUUUUCUGACAAUAUAAACUCUUCAAACGCUAUCGCUUUGGUGUUUUUACGAAAACAGAACAUAUUUUUGCACAGGACGAUUUCUCGAAGACGAAAAAUAUGGUCCAUUACACCAAGAAACACUGAUAUAUAAUUGCCAAACAGCUACACCUUGGUUUAACGUAGACAUCUCACGGAAAAACUGCAUUCUUUUAUGAUUUUUGUGGCGGUUUUUCCUUGUUUUCUUGUUUAUUUUUCACUGUUUUCUAGUGUUUUUCUUCCCGCCUAUUUUCAAAAUACGAGUCCACAAUCAUGUUAAAAAUGCGUGUCAGCGGUCGUUAAUCACUGCUUACUUUAUGUAAUUUUGUGUUUAAGCGUCCCACGCAAGCCCCACGCGCAGCUAACUACGUGAUUAGUUAACUAUACGACUAACUACGUUUUGUGCAACGCAAUUAAGUUAUCUAGUUAACUGAUUACAGUUAAGGAUUUAACAACAGUGAUUAACGCUAACUACAGUUAGCGCUAAUUACGUUUUUAUACAACUGGCCCCAGGUAUUUAUUUUUUUAUAAAAUUCUCUCCACUCACCUUGUUUCCAAAAUCUUUCUGACCCUACGCUUAUAUUUGUUGCUAAUUUCGUUUUCAUUCCUUACUUCCUGAACUCGUCUGCUUGAACCCAUCUUAAGUACGCAUAAUCCUUCACCUUCAUUCAAUGAUUCUGUCAUCUGGCAGGUGUGUUCUAUCCGACUUUACCAACUUUCCCCUCUAGUUAAUUGUUUCAUUAAUACCAGAAACAUUAAAUCCGGGAUUUGACAACCAUUGCACUCACAAAGAGCAAAGAUGAUAGCGAAUCCCCCUAAAAUAUCCCUCUCUUGAUUUUCACUUCUCCUAGUACUUCUCGUUCACAUGUUAACUCUACGCUCCAGAAUUUAAUCGUUUCCUCCAUCGAGUCAUUGCCUUUUGCACUUUCUCCACUGUAAUUUCUACCCUUUCCUGUGGUUGUGUGUCACUCAUUGCUUGUCUAAAUCUUUCAACCAUUCUACGUCUUUAGUGCGUUUUUCUUUUCUUGAUGGUCUAGACGUCAGUUUCAUUUUUCCACCAUGGUUAUUUUCUGGGUGCUUUAUUUCCUCUCCUUACCCCCAUAACUACUGCGUCUACUUUCUUUGUAGUCUUUCAGUUUUUCUCUAUUUAUUCCUCUCAACGGCAGUCUUUCUCUUUCUUUUUGUAAUAUUUCUCCAACUUUUCAGUCACAACAUCUCUGCUAGACCAAGUUCACACCCUUCGACUAUCUUCAGCUAAGUUUUCUACUUUCUGCAUGUGCAUCCUACUUCCAUAAUUGCGGCCUACUUGUUACUUCUCCCCACACAUCUCCUGUAUAUCCGUUAUAGUGUAAUCUGGGCCUUAACCCAUCACAAUCUAGAAUCGAGUUGACUAGCCCAGAUCAGGGCUUUCUCUUCCCUCCAGGUUGUGAGUAGCCCAGUGCAUUUUGGCAGUUGAUCAUUAACAUAUCAUUAACCCGCAGAAAAAACACGGUCAAAUGCCUGCCCAUAAGACCCUCUUGCCUCCGGAGCGGUGGCUCCAUUGACAUAUGUAAUUGGACUGCAGAUGCAUCCAAGAACUUGUCCCCAACUCAGUGUCCGCCAUCUUGUUAGGUUCUCCGCAGAGAUAUUAACCAUUUCUUUGGCUACCAUCUUGCUAGUCCUCUACCAUGCAAUCAACCAAUCAGCGUGCUAGAAAUAUCAAGAGGACAUUUUUUACAAGAUCAGAAUAUCAGAAACCGCAGUCCAGUUAUGUAAACGUCAGUGGGUGGCUCAGGCAUGUGCGACUGAGGCCGCGUUCACACCAUGACGCCACGGCAAAUUUACCAUAUCGUGGUAUUUGCAUCCGGAGUGCCAAACGUAGUGGUCCACAGUUAAUACGCUACAGCAACCCAUUCCGUUAUAGUGUAAACAUGAUACUAAGAAACGUAGUGAAUUUUUAACGAAAUUCAUUUGUAUUUAGAAUGACAAAUGUUGUGGUCCGUAGUUAGUACGCUUCGGCAAACCACUCCGUUAUUCUGUAAACACAAUAUAGUCUCAAUACCAGAAACGUAGUAAAUUUUUAACGGAGUGUUAGCCGUAGUGUCAUGGUGUAAACGCGGCUUGAACUACAACUGAGAAUAUUCACGACGUUAUUACAAAAAGGGCCCCAAUUUUUCUAUCUCAUCUUUCCCUUCGUGUUCUUAUAAUAUGAGAACAUGUGUCGAACUGUGCGGCCGGUAUUCCGCGGAUCUCAGUAAAUUGCCUGCCCUUUUUGAAUUGAUCGUACAGGUACGAAGUGUUUGAAAGCGGUGUUACCCGCAGAUAGAGGUUGACAGUCUUUGAGUGCAGUCCAAUUUUAAACGAAAUAAAACUUGUUUAUAAACAUGCGUUGUAGAUGAACAGCUAUCUGAGUGAAGUAAAACAACCGAACAUAAACUCCAGAAGAGAAGCUCAGUGUUAUUAACGUUUAAAGACAGGCCCACACUGUUAUGAAGCCUUCAUCAGAAUAAAUGGAACAUGUUUCAUUCUUCCAAUUCUCGGUAGUUUAUACCGAGAUUCUAAGUACUGCCUACGCAGUUCUCCACUUUAUUAGAUACUCAAGUGUUUGCCUUUGCUUUUAUGCCUUGUAUGCAACAUCCAGGUAAACACUGAAAAAGUUUUCUAAUGUUAUAUAGGUAUCACUGUUUUGCUGACUAUUAUGGGUUCUCACACUGAAACCGGAUGGUCGCAGUUUACAGAUCAAUCUACAGCCCAAAAUUUUGUCGAUUACCUUAAUUCUCAAGUUGUCACACUUUACAGUUUGGAUGGAAUUGAUAUUGAUGACGAAUAUAGCAAUGGCCCUGUUAACAACAGCUCUUUAGCAAUGGUCACAACAUUGAUGAAAAAAAGCAUGCCCGGAAAACUGAUUACCAAAGCGCUCUGGAGCGACCACGACCGGUUUACCGCAAAUUGGAAUGGCAAUACUCUAGGUGCGAAUCUUGAUUACGGCUGGGAAAUGAAUUAUUACUCGGGUGAUGCCAAUUUUCGACUUGGUUUUUAUACUUCCUACAUGAAAAAAAAACAGUUGUGUCUCGGUUUUUCUGCCGAACGUCGCUUUUCAUCACAAUGGAAUCAGGUCGGUCCACAAGCCACCACGACCAUUUCUGAAGGUUAUGCUGGCGGAAUGAUGUUUGCCUACGAAAACCAACCAGAUAGCAUUGGUCUGAUGAAAGCUAUGAUUGAUGGCAUGGAUGGGCCUGGAAAUUGGAAUAAAGUUACAGCCGAAAAUUUGAAUAAGGAUGUAGCAACCUCGUUUUCUGCUACCAAAGAAGUUGGGAAUGAAGUCGAAACUCGAAACCGCGACUGCUGUAUUAUCGUGUAAACGUUCUUAUAUGAGUGGAUAGAAUAUCAAUUCCGCCAUUGUAAAUUCCUAUGAAAAUUAGCCAGCGAAUUUUUACCUCGUUAGAAAAUCUUACAUGAUAGAUUUGCUAAGACUGAUAUGAACAGAACAAUUCCCUUGUUUACAUUUCAGUUAUGACAAUUAGUUAUGACAUUUAGUUCAACGACAAUUGUACAUAACUUUUAUUUAAAUAUACAGGGUGUAUAAAAAAAUGUACACCCUUUCCGCAAAUUUAGAUUAGCCAUAACCAACAUAAUACAUAAACGAUAUGUGCUAAUAAGGUGCAUAAUAGCGACCUAAGUUUAGGUUUUACUGAGAUGGACAGAUGAAGAUAAUUAUAUUAUUAAAUAUAUAGAGAACAUAAUACAUGGUGCGCGGAAAUAACACUAUAUAAAGCACUAUAGUUUAUAUAGUAAAGAUAUAUAAUUAUGUUGUUAAGGCCUACUCUGGGACUUUAACUCGCCUUAAUUAUAUAUAACUCGCCCUAUCUCCCAAUAAAAAUUGAUUGAUUUUUGCUUAACUCGCCCAAUCUCGCCUUAUCUCGCAAUGAGAAGUUGACAGAUACUCGCCCUAUUUUGCAAUAAAAACCGGCACAGUUUCACGUCAGUAAAACACAAAUACUGUCAAUCAAAAUUCUUUAGACUCGCACUACUUAUGGCGGGUGAUGUGUGUCAAAAUUCAAUAACACAUUUGGCAAUGAUAACGUAACAUUUUGCUACAAUAAUAACACAUUUGGCAACGAUAAAGUAACCUUUUGCUACAAUUUUGUGGCGGUUACAAGAUAUUUAUUAACAAUAACAAAACAUUCAAUGACAAAGUAUUAUUUUGCAACAACGUAUCGUUUUAAUAUUUUCCAACAAUCGUACAUUUGGCAAGUACAAUCCCGUGAUGCAAUUGGGCACUAGCUCCAAAUGGCGCGAAAACGGUGCAUAAAUGGCGCGUAAUUAUUUUCACACAAAAUGGCGAUCAAGAGAUCGAAGAAAACGGAGUACGAACUGCUCUUAUAACGCGAUUGGAAAUGUUAUUGACUGAUGUAACGGAAUGCCUUUCAACAGAGCUUGAUGAUGUUAUUGAUCGUAUUCGCGAUUUUUCUGAAGACCUUUAUCGAUGCCUAGCAAAUCUAAUAGCACGAAAUCCCGAAAUUUACAGCGAAUUGCUACAUCAGGCCAGACUUCUCGUAGAUGUCAUACAACGUCCUAUUUUGAAUAAUGAAAAUUACGGACCGGAAACAUUGGGAAUCAUCGUAAUGUCAAUGCCAGGUAGACCAAAAUUUGAAAUUUUGAGAGACCAGCUGCAGUAUUUGCAGAUAUAUUUUGUGGUGAAUUGGCCACACCAUCCAGUAGCUGUACAAUUAUAUAUCUAGCCUGUAGUAGAGAUGACUGAAUAUCAUCUGACGCCGAAGCUCUGUCAUUUUCCGCCAUGUUUACUUAAAAAAGCACAUGUAAUCCAAUAUCGCGAAAAUGAUUACGCGCCAUUUCUGCACCGUUUUCGCGCCAUUUGGAGCUAGUGCCCAACUGCAUCACGGGAUUGUACUUGCCAAAUGUACGAUUGUUGGAAAAUAAUACUUUGUUUAUGUUGUUGCAAAAUAAUACUUUGUCAUUGAAUGUUUUGUUAUUGUUAAUAAAUGUCUUGUAACCGCCACAAAAUUGUAGCAAAAGGUUAUUUUAUCGUUGCCAAAUGUGUUAUUAUUGUAGCAAAAUGUUACGUUAUCAUUGCCAAAUGUGUUAUUGAAUUUUGACACACAUCACCCGCCAUAACUACUCACUAUAUUCUAUGUGUUUGGCAUUGCAACUGACAUCAACAUACAAGUAUGCAUGUAAGCCUGAUUAUCUGAAAUGUUAUCAUAUUUUUUAAUUUACUACAUUCUAUGUAAUACCAUAAAGCAGUAUUGAUCAAAUAAUACCACCAACUACUGUACUUUAAUACAGUAAGCGGGGCUUAGCAGGCAUAUACAGUCAGGGCCUCUUUUAAGGAUAUGUAACUGGGUGGGACAUCUUUCCCAAGGGACCAAAAAUAACGUAAAAAGGGGACCUGAAAAAAAUCUACUAAAGUCUAUAAAAUUGCGGCUACUAGCUUAAAUAUGGGUUUCGCUCUAGGGCAGCAGAUGAUGGUCAAAUUUAGAAAAUAAUGUCAAGUUGUCAACACACCUUUUUCUCACUUAUAUAUAAUUGCCAGGCAGCUAGUGAAACUCAUCUAUACAGUAUACCACUAUAUACAUGUAAUCUAUCAAUCAGCAGUCCGAUGUAAAAAACUUCUUUACGAAGUCACGUUCCGCAUAUGAACUCAGAUUAGGAAGAUUCAUUCGCCUCUGUUUUUUCUGUAGAAAUUCUUGCACCAUAGGACUGGGGUCAAACUGAGAUGUUGGCACUCCAUUCCAGUGAAUCAAUAGCCUAUCAUUCAGUGUUUUUUCAGAUGUGGCCAUUCUCAGGUUGGAGAAUAACAUGUUGUACGUUGACACACAUCUUUCCACCGUCAUACUGUGAGGGCAGAGAACACAAAAACCUGACAAAAACUUGGUCACAGGUUGUUUGCUGCCCCUUAGCAUUUGGUAGAGUCUCACACCAUAGUCUCUUGCAGGAAUAUGUGUAUCAGGAAGCAUUUCCGUAAAAUUUUCUAAAACUGCAUCAAUAAAUGCUUGUUUAUCACUGAUUCCACUUGAUUCAAGUUGAGGUAAUGCAAUGUUGAUGAAUUCAAUUGCACGUUUUGCUGAGGUCAAGUUGAUAAUGGUUGUUACAAUUUCUGUUUGUUCCUCGUUGAGCCUGGUCUAAACAUGAUAAUGAUAUACAUAAAAAAUAUAGGUAAUAGUAAUUAAAAACUUUAUAUGGUGUGACCUGAUUGCUAAACAGAUAUGAGAUUACCUAUUUAUCUCAUUUUACCUGGAGAAAAUUCCUUGAAGAAUCAAUAACCUCUUGCCUGAUAGGUUGUUUUCCUCUACGAAACGUUGUCACAUUGGUGUUGUGUGUCCUUCUUGGUGUAUUAUCCACUGCUUCAUCAUUCUCUGGAUGCAGUUCUGCAAUCUUCUUUGUUAAUAACUCCUCCUGCCCACCUAUGUGCAGUAAAAUAACAUACAAUGUAAUGAAUAAUACACCUUUGUUAAAGAACUCAAAUAAGAGUGAGUUCAAUUUGUUUUCUAUAAACAAAGUAACUUACUAACUAUAUAUAUUUUACCUGGAUAUGGCUCUGUUUGCAUUAUAUCAAGUUUUUGCAAGGCAAUAUCUCUGUACUUCAAGAUAUCAGGAAUGAUAAUGCCAGGCUUCUGGGCUUCUUUUUCAAUAUAUCUGAAGAUACAGCAUGUGUCCACCAUAACAGCAGUUAGCCAUGCUUGCACUCCUGUUGGUUGCCACAACUUUAAAAAUCCUUUUGCAGACGAUACCUCCUUGGUAUUAUAUUCUCGAGGAGCAUCACAAAUCUUUUGCCAGUGCUUUAAACAUCCAUCUAAAUUGAAUAGUAUCGCUCCACAAAGUUGAACAAGAUGUUGAGCAAACCUUACCUCAUGAUGAGGAGGAAAACUUCUCAUGUCUGGUUUUAUGGUCUUCAACUCCUUAGUCCUUAGGCCUGAUGUGCGGUAAUAAGUAGCUACUCCCGUUACAUUGGAAAGCCAGAUUUUCAGUUCAGGUACCAACCUAAGACAUUAUAAAUGUUAACAUUAAUAUAGCCUUAUAAUUUAUUUUUUUAUCUUUUUUUGCUCAGGGCUUCACUUAAAAUCUCUUUUGUGAGUGGACUUCCUAAUGAAAUAUUGUAAUCAUUAUUUUAUUAUUAUUAAUUUAUUAUUAUUACCUCAUCACAUCUUCCAUUGCUAAGUCUGAUCGGUGACAUGCACACCAGAUAUUUCUUGUUGAACGACCAACAUAAUUUUCAACUCUAGCCCACAGUCCAGAAUCCUUACCAGUGUUUGCAGACUCUCCAUCGGUGCUCAUCCCAACAAAUUUUGACUGCAAACAUUCUUUAGAAAGGCCCAUGUCAUCAAAACAGUUUGUCAUGGCAGAACACAAACCUUCAGCACCACGCUUGGUACUUUCCCUUGCACUUGCAAAUCUUGUCUUAAUAGAAAGAGGGUCCUCGGGUGUAUUGAAUCGAACAAAUAUAAAUUUCUUAUCUUGUUGCCUAGCAUCGACAGAACCAUCCAUUUGUGCAGCAAAACAAAUACAGUUCUGGAGUUCUUCUCUAAGGUGCUUUCUCUCUGUAUCUCCUAUUAUCUCCAACAUUUCUGCAUAAUGCAUUGGAUCCCUAUAAUGAAGUUCCUCUCCACUUGGUUUAAACGGGGUAAAACUUUGUACGUUGUCACUGUCAGUUAAAGACCUAAACUGUUGUUGUGCAUGUAAAUUAGCAAGAGAUCUACCUGGCCAUGACCAGGCAGCUAAAGUCAAAGAUUUACUGUCAUUAUAGACCUCUACUGCCAUUUCAGUCAAGGUCUUCAAAACUGUUGGAUCACUUUUUGUUGCCAAGUUAAUAAAUGGGUGACGUUUGUCUUUGGCAUUCCACAACUUGGAUAGCUGUUUCUUUUCUUGAGCUGCUCUAUGUGAAGGCCCCAGUAGAUGAUCAAUUACAUCUUGUAUCUUUUUCUUCCCAUCACAACGCACACCUUGUGCCAUGUACACUCUACCAUUAGCUGAAAAGCGCUUUGCUUCCUCUUCGAAUUCACCACAGAUGCAACACUUGACAAAAACCCUAGCUUUCUGGCGAUUCUGCGUUGAAACUCUACUUCGUUCAUAAUAUUGAGAUAGUACAC